This is a messenger RNA of Equus quagga, 2426 nucleotides long. It is a transcript of the gene RAB3IL1, whose product is annotated as RAB3A interacting protein like 1. Gene Ontology annotation, molecular function: guanyl-nucleotide exchange factor activity. Gene Ontology annotation, cellular component: Golgi to plasma membrane transport vesicle. The record is from RefSeq and is a predicted model, not a curated record. The coding region runs from base 80 to 1426 and encodes 448 amino acids. The transcript has 11 exons. Gene Ontology annotation, biological process: exocytosis. Lineage: Eukaryota; Metazoa; Chordata; Mammalia; Perissodactyla; Equidae.
UCGGCCGGGUGGGGAGAAGGUUCCUGCCACCUGCCCGCCUGGCAGUCUCCAGAGGGACCCUCGGUCUGGCCCUCCAGGCAUGGACGCCCCUGAGAAGCCCAGCUGGUGCCCUGCCCGAGCAACAUGCCCUGUGUUCCUGGCAAUGAGCUCGGGGACUGUCUGCGAUGCCCCAACAGGUCUGGGCCUUGCACUUGAGGGGAACUUGAGAGAGGAGCCCUGGGACACAGAGAGCCAGCCUCACCUGGAUGAGGGCCACCCGCCGCCCCUGGAAGCUGCCCCGGUCUCCUGGAAGAGUGUGGGCCCCUGCAAAAGCCUCAGGGAGCCCCCAGGAGGCCUGGCCGAGGCCUCUGUAGGGGAGGAGGCCCCGGGGGAGGAGGACCCCGCAGCCGCCCAGCUGGACGUGUUGCGCCUGCGCAGCUCUUCCAUGGAGAUCCGCGAGAAGGGCUCGGAGUUCCUGAAGGAGGAGCUGCACAAAGCCCAGAAGGAGCUGAAGCUGAAGGACGAGGAAUGCGAGCGGCUGUCCAAGGUGCGGGAGCAGCUGGAACAGGAGCUGGAGGAGCUGACGGCCAGCCUGUUCGAGGAGGCCCACAAGAUGGUGCGAGAAGCCAACAUGAAGCAGGCGGCAUCAGAAAAGCAGCUGAAGGAGGCACGGGGCAAGAUCGACAUGCUGCAGGCAGAGGUGACAGCCUUGAAGACACUAGUCAUCACGUCCACACCAGCCUCUCCCAACCGGGAGCUCCACCCACAGCUCCUGAGCCCCACCAAGGCCGGGCCCCGCAAGGGCCACUUGCGUCACAAGAGCACCAGCAGCACCCUCUGCCCCACCGUGUGCCCCACUGCGGGACACACCCUCCCUCCAGACAAAGAGGGCAAAGAGGUGGACACAGUCCUGUUUGCAGAGUUCCAGGCCUGGAGGGAAUCGCCCACCCUCGACAAGACCUGCCCCUUCCUGGAAAGGGUGUACCGGGAGGACGUGGGUCCCUGUCUGGACUUCACCAUGCAGGAGCUCUCGGUGCUGGUCCGGGCCGCCGUGGAGGACAACACGCUCACCAUCGAGCCCGUGGCUUCGCAGACACUGCCCGCCAUGAAGGUGGCCGCAGUCGAGUGUGGCAGCACCAAUGGGUUCCGGGCCCCGAUUGACACCCGGCCCCCAUGGCCCCCUCUGCUUUCUCCUAGCACCUGUGCCCUGAGUGGGCUGGCCCGCGCCUGUCGCCACCGAAUCCGGCUCGGGGACUCUGAGGGCCACUACUACAUCUCGCCGUCCUCCCGGGCCAGGAUCACGGCGGUGUGCAACUUCUUCACCUACAUCCGCUACAUCCAGCAGGGCCUGGUGCGGCAGGACGCGGAGCCGAUGUUCUGGGAGAUCAUGAGGCUGCGGAAGGAGAUGUCAUUGGCCAAGCUCGGCUUCUUCCCCCAGGAGGCCUAGGCCAUGGCCCCGAUCUGGAGGGGGCUCUGAGCCGGAUCCACCACCUGCCCAGGGCGGACGGACAGACAGACAGACAGCAAGACAGGGUCCUGGAGCCAGAACUGAGCCAGAAGCUGAACAGAGGGACAAAUGGCCAGGCCAUGGAGGCAGCACUGAGCCAGCACCAAAUGUCCAUCCCGGGACAGACAGGAUCUCAUGAGGUGACCCUCCUUUGCCCCAGUGGUACUACAGCCACCAGGAAACUUUUAAGAAAACACCAAAGACCAAGGAGCUUGGAGCGUCCUCAGGGGCUCGGCCCUUGGGAGGGGAAACUGGGACAGCCAGCACCCUGCCCCAGUGCCUGGAGCUGUUGCCUGCAGGUGCCUUGUUGCUGCCUAGUCCUCAGAAAGGGACCGUCCUGGGUUACUGGAUCUGCAGGGUAUCCACCACCUUAGUUCCUAAGUCCUCGGCCCCCAGCACCCCCUUGUGGCCGUCCUUCACCCUGUUGCCAGGUGGCCUUCCCAUGGGACUGCCCCAGUGGGCCUUGGGUCCCAGGUGCCCACAGGGCAAGCGGGCUAGUGGGGGCUGGCCGGGCCUCCAGGGCUGUCUUCCACUCCCCGCUGGAUCUGCUUGAGAACAGCGCCCCUCCUGCUGCCCUCCCUCUUGACCUCCUCUCCCCCCUCUGAGCCCUGUGCUCCAGGAGGCCCUGCCCCCCACUCCCCUCACCGCUGGAAGGAUUGGGACACUUUUCUCACAAAGCCAGACACAGACAGGGCCUCAGGAUGCCCAUGCCUGUUUUCAGGCCAUUCAGACAAUGGGGCUGAGGUCGCUAAGGUCACCGAGCCCUGAGUGCAGAACCGGGGUGGGGCGGGCAGGACCUGGGCCCCUCCUCACCCCUCACAGCCCCCCCCAGGACCGGGGUCCAACCUGGACACAUCCCUCACCACGUCCUGAUUUCCUCCUUUGAAUGGAAUGUAAUGCGAUCUCUAUUUAAUAAAGGAAGGCUUUGUUGGGAGAGGCU